GGAUUAGCCACUGUGCCAUCCGGUUAGCUAACGCAGAGGUUUCAUCUCAUUCAACAUUCAGCUACUUCACAUUAUCUCUUCAAAAUAGUCCCACGAAGUCAUUCGCACGUUUUGAAUAAACACAAAAAUGGCCGAGGCCCUUCAAAAGAAAUUGAAAGCGGAAGUAGAUAAAUUUACGUUGAUGCAGAAAGAUGUUAGCAAGAGCAUGUCAGCCAGACAGAAGUUGGAGACGCAACUGGCAGAGAACAACAUUGUCAAAGAGGAGCUUGACCUGCUGGACACCACAAACACCGUGUAUAAACUUAUUGGCCCUGUAUUAGUGAAGCAAGACUUGGAGGAGGCCAAAGCCACCGUCACCAAAAGGCUGGAGUACAUCAACGGAGAGAUUCAAAGGUACGAGAGUCUCUUGAAAGACCUGGAGAAGAAAUCCGAUCAGCACCGAGAGCUCUUGUCCAGUUUGCAGCAGGAGUAUCAGAAAGCUCAGGGUCUGGCUGUGGGCAAAGUCUGACCGACUGAUCCGGCUGCAUGCUCGCGCACACGCGCACACACACACACACACGCACACACGCACACAACGGGUAAUUCAUGAUUUAACGUUAGACCUUAAACAUUAGGCCGAAAAUACUCCUGUACGCUGUAUCAUGUCAGUUAUUUGUUUAUCACAGUGACUCCUUUGUUGCUAAUAAACUUGUUUUUCAUGAGA
This is a messenger RNA of Gasterosteus aculeatus aculeatus (three-spined stickleback), 703 nucleotides long. It is a transcript of the gene pfdn6, whose product is annotated as prefoldin subunit 6. Gene Ontology annotation, cellular component: cytoplasm; prefoldin complex. Gene Ontology annotation, biological process: protein folding; chaperone-mediated protein complex assembly. Gene Ontology annotation, molecular function: protein-folding chaperone binding. NCBI's taxonomy places the organism in Eukaryota, Metazoa, Chordata, Actinopteri, Perciformes, Gasterosteidae. The record is from RefSeq and is a predicted model, not a curated record.